AUGUGCAAUGCAUCUCCGGACAAGACCAACACGGUCCCGGGGUCAGGUGAGGCAUUGCCUCCAGAAUCACGUCUGGAUGCGUCGCAAACCAAUCCGACACCCGGGACGUCAAGUGGACGCGGGGCCCCCUCUCGACCAGGUUACUCACGACACUCUUCGACUUCGUCGUCAACCUUCCCGAACCCAAACCAAGCCCGUUAUGGACCGCCGUCUCCAUUGAAUAUGAGCCACAUGGCUUAUUCACUUCCGACUCAUCAGUCGCCAUCCUCCCCGUUCGAGGUGCAACACCUAAUGCACCAAUAUCCUACGACCCAUCCUCAUGUGCUCCCCUACCCGAUGCAAUCUAUGAGCCACUACCCUGGUCAGAACACUGGAGGGAACAUGCCAUUUGCUGCACCAUACCCUCCAGCUUACAUACCUUAUCCCAUGCCUCAACCCCCGCCCACGCAACACGCCACGGGCCAUUACCCGCAGUACGUAUUGAGUCCGACAAUGCAGCUAGCGCCGGGACAAGUGUCUCCCUUCGGGGCUGGAUACUACCAUCCUGCCGGCUACAUACCCUUCUCUCGACAUGGAUCACAGUCUGAAUCGGCCCAAUUGUGCAAUCCAGGGAUACCGUCUAGACAGGCAAGUUUCUCGCAAGCAGUACCCGCACCAGGCGUCACGACCGGGACUACAAGAACGGAUACCGACAAGCGAGGCGCAAAGGGCGAUUACGAUGUGACCAAGACGAUUGUGGAUGGCUCGAAUACGAAACGACCAAGCCAACCUGUAUCUACCACUUCCGAUCCUCAACACGCAUAUCAACCGCUUAUCCCACCACCCGGAACUCCUCGCGGACCCCCUCGAAAACCAAAACAGUCCGGUCAUGCUCUUUGGGUAGGCAAUCUGCCACCCGGGGCCAGCGUGGUCGACCUGAAGGAUCACUUUUCACAGGAUGCGGUCGACAGCAUUGAAAGUGUGUUCUUGAUCUCGAAGAGCAAUUGUGCGUUCGUGAACUAUAAAUCCGCUGCCGCAUGUGCGGCGGCGCUGGCUCGCUUCCACGACUCCCGAUUUCAAGGCGUACGGCUAGUGUGUCGACUCCGCAAGGGCUUUACCGCGCCAGGAUCGGGGCUGGGUAGCGGUGCAGUGGGUAUGGGAAUGGGAUCAAGUGGUGGGGUCUCUCAUUCUCAUCCUGGGGACCUCGCUGGUUCCUUCGCCGGCGUCGAGACGGGACCGUUGCCUAACCCUUCAAACUCUGGACCUCAACGGGGAGGGGAGCCACCACGCAUGCCCGAACGGUACUUUAUUGUCAAAAGCUUGACAGUGGAAGACCUUGAGUUGAGCAAACACAGUGGGAUUUGGGCGACGCAGACGCACAACGAGGUGACUUUGAACCACGCAUUUGCAAACACGGAUAAUGUCUAUCUUGUAUUUUCGGCCAACAAGUCUGGCGAAUACUUCGGCUAUGCACGAAUGAAAUCGCCCAUCAACGACGACGAGGAUCUUACAAUGGAGAUGCCACCACGUCCAGAGCCGCAACUCGGAAUGGCCGACGAAUUCGAAGUAAUCGUCACCGCUGCGACGCCGAGCGCACCGAAAGGUCGAAUUAUUAACGAUUCCGCUCGCGGUACAAUCUUCUGGGAGGUUGAAUCGUCCGAAGAUGAACACGACGCUGGGCCCAGCGACGACAACAGGGUCGAGGGCCGUGGAGCCGGCCUCGACACUCCUCCUCCUCCUCCCUCUCCUUCACUUCCUCCUCCUCAACCCGCCCCCGUUUCCACAAACGAGGCCGCAACGGGGGGGAUGACUGGAGACGAAGAAGAAAUUCAAACAUUUGGCAAGCCAUUCCGGAUUCAAUGGCUGUCGACUGACCGAGUACCAUUCCAUCGUACACGAGGGUUGCGAAACCCGUGGAACGCCAACCGUGAAGUCAAAAUCGCGCGCGACGGAACGGAAAUUGAACCGACUGUUGGUCGCAAACUGAUCUCGCUUUUCCAUUCGUGUUGA
This is a messenger RNA of Penicillium diatomitis, 1989 nucleotides long. Its product is annotated as putative YT521-B-like splicing factor. The record is from RefSeq and is a predicted model, not a curated record. The transcript has 4 exons. Gene Ontology annotation, molecular function: N6-methyladenosine-containing RNA reader activity; mRNA binding. The coding region runs from base 1 to 1989 and encodes 662 amino acids. Gene Ontology annotation, cellular component: nucleoplasm. Lineage: Eukaryota; Fungi; Ascomycota; Eurotiomycetes; Eurotiales; Aspergillaceae. Gene Ontology annotation, biological process: mRNA splicing, via spliceosome; regulation of alternative mRNA splicing, via spliceosome.